CAAACAAAUAACAAACCCCCUCCCCUUCCUUUCAUUUUUUAUCUAACAACAUGAAGUUCUCUCUCAUUGCCGUUGCUACUCUUGCUAUUGCUGGUAUGGCUAGUGCUGUCCACCCCACUCACGCUUGCACCAAGGUCGUUGAUGUUGCUCAAGGUCAAACUGUUGCUGAUGUUGCUAACAUUGUCAAUGUUCCUGUUGAAGAUUUGAUCAAGUUCAACCACGGUCUUCAACUUGACUCUGUUGUCCCUGUCAAGUCUUUGUGUGUCGCUGCUUCCAAGUCCAAUGCUAAGCGUUGCCUUGCUGAAAAGAAGGUUCAAAAGAAGAAGCCCAGCAACAAGAAGAAGCCCUCCACCAAGAAGCCUUCUAGCAACAAGAAGAAGCCUUCCUCCACCCCUACUAAGGCUCCCUCCAACGCUGUUCGUCACAUUGUCCCUAACUGUAACAAGUAUGCUACUGUCCUCCCCUCUGAUGCUGACUGUACCUCCUUCUCCAAGAGAAAUGGUAUCAAGGAAAGUGAUUUGUACAAGUGGAACAAGGGUCUCCAUCACGCUGGUGACCAUUUGUGUGAUAACCUCGAUACUGGCAAGGCUUACUGCGUUGGUGUCAAGAACUAAAUCUUCCCUCUCUUUAUUAUGUAUUCCUAUCAUGUGUUUUAGUUACUCAUCUAGUUUUAGAUUCCAUAUCAUCUAAUAAAAUAUUGAAAACAAAAAAA
Molecule: messenger RNA, 712 nt
Organism: Halteromyces radiatus
Lineage: Eukaryota; Fungi; Mucoromycota; Mucoromycetes; Mucorales; Cunninghamellaceae
Exons: 3
Coding region: 51-614 (187 amino acids)
Source: RefSeq, a predicted model, not a curated record